Messenger RNA from Callorhinchus milii (elephant shark), 1760 nucleotides. Its product is annotated as tumor protein p53-inducible nuclear protein 2. NCBI's taxonomy places the organism in Eukaryota, Metazoa, Chordata, Chondrichthyes, Chimaeriformes, Callorhinchidae. The record is from RefSeq and is a predicted model, not a curated record. Gene Ontology annotation, biological process: autophagosome assembly; positive regulation of DNA-templated transcription. Gene Ontology annotation, cellular component: autophagosome; nucleus. Bases 343 to 921 code for a protein of 192 amino acids. The transcript is spliced from 5 exons.
GAAGAAAGAGAGAGAGAGAGAGAGAGAGGGGGGGAAUAAAGGAAGGAAGGGGGUCGUUUUGGGGGUUACAAACAGACUGCAAAUACUUGACACAAAGAAGCAGGCUUUCUUUGUACAGAAACCAAGUGAAACCUUAUGACCGCACUGUCCGACCAGGUCUCGGUUGAGUUGAGAUUCGUCAGAGGGGAUCCACGCACACAGCUCCACCGUCAGCUUCUCACAGCCCCCUAGGAGAUCGCUCAUUCGCCUGUGCGUUACAUCACACCUCCCGGCCUCCCACACAGCCAGCCAGACAGACACACAGCCAGCCAGACAGACACGCAGCCAGCCAGACAACCAGCCAUGUUUCACCGAUUCACCAGCCUUUUUUAUGGGGGCAGCGAGAACACCUGCAUCGAGGGACCUGAUCCCUCCCUGACUGAAAAGGAAGAUGAUGGAUGGCUCAUUGUGGACUUUCCAGAAGGCCAGGAGCCAGGGGAGGUGGAGAUCAGCCCCCUGGAGAACCUGCUAAUCGAACACCCCAGCAUGUCCGUCUAUGCCGGCAGCAACACCAACAUCAGCACUAUGGAGGACGAACCAUCUGAGGUGCCCAGCAGCAGCUUUGAAACCGCUCGCCCUCGGUCAGAGACAGAAAACGCUCUGUUGUUGCUCUUCGCACAACAAGGAAGGAGCGCACGUCAGCCCAGGGCGGAGAGACUGACAGCUCCCAGCCCAGCUGUCGCGGCGGGUAUCCAGUCUAGUCUGGUGGAGAAGGUGAGUCAGGUCCGCCGUCUCCAGCGUGCCAAGCAGCGGAUGGAGAGACACCAGCUGAGCCGCAACCGCAUUCAGAGGCAGAACCUCACCAGGGAGUGUCGCUUACACAGGACCAAACACCACGGCAGCUUCGUGUACCAGCCUCGCCAGCGUCACUGCAACUAUUAAACCAAUUCAGGGACAGGACGGGUUUGGGGUUGGGGUUUUGAGAUUCGGGGGUUAAGGGGAAGUUGGAUGGCAUUAAUAAGUUUAGGUGAACUGUGUAUUUCGCAUUUCAUGAGCUGGCCUUCUGACUCUAGACCUGGCUUUUAGAGUAAAGGUGUUCCCGUGCUUUGUCUAACACCUGUCAUUUGGUACCUUCUUUUUUUUUUGGCCCUCGUUUCUGUCUGCUUUUAAGAUGUUUUUCCGAGAGGAACCGGGGCUUUCAUGCCAACUGGGUCCUUGGCUUGUGCUGUCUCUGUUUGAGCCGUGGUGGCAUAUACUGAUGUGUGUUGUGGGGCAGGACAAGCGCAUUUAAGCUGAUUGGGUUUGGUUGGUUGGUGGGGGGGGAAGCGGGAAGGAAAAAUGAAAGGAAACCAAAUUGGGAAUGUACUAGCAAGUUAAACUGUUGCGGGGAGGGAGGCAAUGACUCGGCUGAGCUGGUCUUAUCCAUGUGCCUGAAUACAUUUGCCACAGCCUGGGUUGGGGUGAGGGGGGGAAUGGGAUGAGACUGACUUGAGAUCCUGCUAUCCUCUCGAGCCAUUUUGUCGAGAGGUGUUCACAGCUAAUUAAUCAUCAGCAGUGACUGUACCUGCCCUGGGAUGGCAUUCUCACAGGCGUCCGUUACCCAUGCACAGACAUAGAAAGCGAUGCCCUCGUGUCUCAUAGUACAAUCCUCGGAGCUGGGCUCCAUUAGGGUCCCUCUCCUCACCAGACGUAUUCACUCUGGUUAUAUUCUGUACAUUUGAUACUGCACCUGUUCGCCCACAAAAUACACAGUCAAUUCACAGUAUAAGCUGUGAAGCCCU